UUCAUUCCCUACUCUGUAAUGAAGGUUAAUCCAGCAUCUUGGAUGCAGAUGAUUACAAGGUUUAAGGCAAGUAUAGCUAUAGUUAAAUCUCGAGAUCUUCACUGGGGAUUGUUAGCCACCAAAGAUCAUAAAGAUGUUAGUCUACAAUCUCUUCGCCUGUUGUUGGUAGCUGAUGGAGCUAAUCCAUGGUCUCUUUCAUCAUGUGAUCAAUUCCUUGCUGUGUUUCAAAGUAAAGGGCUUCGACCUGAUGCUAUUUGCCCUUGUGCGUCAUCUCCUGAGGCACUUACUGUCUCUGUACGUAGACCUGGUCAUGGUGGAGCCAAUGCUGUUGGACGAGGAGUAUUGAGCAUGCAGGGACUUAGCUUUGGUGUAGUGCGUGUCGACCAAGAAAACUCCCUCACAUCUCUAACACUCCAAGAUUGUGGACAGGUGUUACCUGGAGCAAUGAUUGUUGUCAUAAAAUUAGAGGGCCUGCCAUUUUUAUGCCGCACAGAUGAAGUUGGGGAAAUCUGUGUGGCAGGAGGAGCUGUUGGAGAUCAGUAUUGGGGUCUCCAAGGUAUGACUAAUAAUACCUUCAAGGUGCAACCCCUAAUGCUUGACAGUACACCAAUGAAUGGCACUGCUGCCUAUGUCCGCACAGGCCUUCUAGGUUUCUUAGGACCUGGUGGACUUGUAUUUGUAUGUGGAUCCCGUGAUGGCUUGAUGACUGUGACAGGUCGUAAGCACACACUGAUGACAUAAUUGCUACUGUAUUAGCUGUAGAACCCAUGAAGUUCAUUUACAGAGGUCGCAUUGCAGUAUUUUCUCAUAAAGUUCUAAGAGAUGAAAGGAUAUGUGUCAUUGCAGAACAGAGACCUGACUGUUCAGAA
Messenger RNA from Macrobrachium nipponense, 869 nucleotides. Its product is annotated as disco-interacting protein 2-like. NCBI's taxonomy places the organism in Eukaryota, Metazoa, Arthropoda, Malacostraca, Decapoda, Palaemonidae. The coding region runs from base 19 to 741 and encodes 240 amino acids. The transcript has 5 exons. The record is from RefSeq and is a predicted model, not a curated record.